Molecule: messenger RNA, 3112 nt
Organism: Vespa crabro (European hornet)
Lineage: Eukaryota; Metazoa; Arthropoda; Insecta; Hymenoptera; Vespidae
Product: probable glutamate receptor
Exons: 11
Coding region: 841-2751 (636 amino acids)
Cellular component (GO): membrane
Molecular function (GO): glutamate-gated receptor activity
Source: RefSeq, a predicted model, not a curated record
AUUUAUUAAAAGAAAAUAAAGAACGUAUCUGUUGAAAACAUAUUCUUCGUGGAAGCAUAAGAAUGCGUUGUUGUUCAGAAAAAUUAAACGAUAUAAGUAAUUUUUAAUUGAAUCGAUACGUUUAUUCAGAACGAUUAUAUACUCUCGAUCGAACUUAUAUUACGUGCAAAUAAAACGUCAAAUGUUUGUUCGACAGAUUGAAAUCGACCGUUAACGUACUCUGAUAUUAAUAACAGACGUUUAGAAUCUUUCCGUGUCUUCAUCAUUUUCUAGAAAAGUUAACAUCUUCUAAGUAAUGGUGAUAAAAUAGACAUUGCAAUCAAUUUAAAUCGAUAUGAUUGAAUGAAUAUUUGUUUUCUAAUGUCAUUUUGCGAUCGUAAAAUAUGAAUGCCAAAUGAAUGUUAAAAAGAAUGUGUUUCUUCGAAAGGUGCAACAUAGUAUAUGUUAUGUAUUUACUAGCUUGGCAACUAUCGGUACAUAUAAAGCGUAUUAUCAGCGACAUAGAUUUACAAUAGUUAUUUGUAUCUAAAUGACAUCAAAUUCGAUUUCGUCAUUUGAUUAUACGUUCGUUCCAUUUAUCUACCAAUGCAGAGGAAGUAUUUAUGAUUGUACCUAUUUAUGAUCUACUGUACGGACUUCUCUUAUAGGCAUCUAAUAAUGCCUAUUUACGAUUACAUUUUUUAUGUAAAUCAGUACCUUUUUGCCAUCGCAUAAUGAUUUCGUGCUUGGUAAUGGAAGAAACGAAUAUGUUAUUCAUUUAUUAAAGUCGUAAAAAUGACAACAUUAUAUCGCCUAUGUUCUUCGUGAAAUUAUUAUCAAAAAUUUCAUUCGCGGAGAAAUAUGUUAUCGGACAAGCUCGAUCAGUUUCUUUUAGGGUGGAUUUUAAUCGGAGUACAUAUAACGCGAAGUCAAUUGAUGAUCAGACCAGUUUACGUUUACAAACACGUUAUACGCGGGAUGCACGAUUACUUUAAUAAUACGUGCAUUAUACUUUUACACGACACUCCAAAUGUUAUCGAGAGUACAGAUUUGAACGAGGCGGAAGAAUUGUUGGCACUUCAGAGGUAUCUCAGUGGUACUCUUCAUAUUCGUACGGCCAUCAUGGAUUUUCAUAUGUUCAAGACACGAGUGGGUACAAGCUAUUAUCACAUAAAAAGGCCACUCUUCGUUUUAUUGAAUGAUUACAACGAUACGAGGGACGAGCUGGCACGUCAGGUUUCUACGUGGCUGGCAAUGGAGUAUCCAACCUGGUUGCUCUUCUUCAGGAACGAGACCCAAAUCGAGAUGUUUUUUCGUAACAUUUAUAUACCGUUCAAUUGCCAAUUGAUGAUAACUCGAAACAAUAACAACGAUGAGAUGAUCUUUGAGGUCUAUCAAAUUGACAAACAAUCGAAGAUCAGGAUAAUGGAUUUUGGCUCUUGGGAUAGAAUAAAUGGUUUCAAAGGACCUACGUUGGGCCUCUAUCAAAGGAGGAAUGAUCUUCAUGGGCAUAAUAUACGCGUUGUCAUGACCCACGAUCCUCCGGUAUCCCUGAUAUAUCGUAACGAGAAGAACGAGAUAAUUAAAGUGGGUGGUUUCUUCGGGGAGUUGAUGAAGUUACUGCAGGAAGGCAUGAAUUGCACAUUGACUUACAUAGAAACAGAUUCUUGGGGUUUAAAUCUAUUAAACGGAACGUGGACCGGUGCCAUAGGGAUACUGGUAAAAAACGAAGCUGAUAUCGCUGGCAUGGAGUUAAUGAUGACGUCUGACAGAUUGGAUGCCAUCUCCUUCACUACUCCGGUUUUCUCCACAAAAUGCCGUACAUUCAUCAAAAGACCGGAUUCUACGUCUAUCAAAUGGCGAGCUUACACAGCACCUUUCGAUGCCUACAUUUGGUACUUUAUAGGCUUGCUGAUACUAUUGAGCAGUGGAAUGAUAUUGAUGAUAAAAAUCGUGGUUAAAUUGGUAUCCUAUAACGAGGACUCGGAACACUCACCGUCGACAUUUUCGGAGAUAAUGUUUUAUGUUUUCGGGGUAUUUUGUAGUCAAGGUAUGGAACAAUCGCUGUUAGAUCCAAUUCGCAUGGUACAAUUCGUUAUCCACUUAACCGCCGUUAUCGUUUUGGCCGCUUACUCGGCGGCGCUCAUUAGUUUCCUGGCUAUCAAGACUUUUGUUAUGCCUUUCACGACCAUGGAGGGUCUUCUCAAGGAUGGUACCUAUCGAUUUGGAGUUAUUCAAGAAUCCGCGGAUUAUUCCUUCUUUCAAAAUACAACGGAUAAAGUGCUCAGCGUAUUGUUUGCUAAUUUAUUAAGAAAAGAGACCGAUUUGCCUAUCAAUUAUCUCGAUGGUCUGAGCCGUGUUUGCAAGAUAGACAAGUAUGCCUUCAUGGCGAUGGAUAAUAUUGCAGCGGAAUUGCAACCAAAGCUUAGUUGCAGUUUGGAAUCUCUCGACACCAUAACGCAAACGACCAUAGCUAUGGCAGUCCCUAAUAGAAGCCCAUACGACGGUAUUAUCAAUACCAACAUUCUGACGUUGAGAGAUAGUGGAAUACUUCAACGUUUGCUUAACACCGAAUGGUCCAAUCAAUUUACAAAGCCUAAAAGCUCUUGGACGUCGGUCGAGCUUUUCGACAUGGUGCCGCUAUUAAUUUUCAUGUUUUGUGGCUCCGUCAUUAGUUCCUUUUUACUUUCUUUAGAGUAUAUGGUACAUCGACAAGUCGCGAAUAAUAAGAAACUGCGAAUCGUACGAAAGAGACGUGUGAAGAUAUUUUAAUAUUACUUUUUUAAAUAAUUUAAACGAGAGUGAACAAUAUGAUUAAUCAUCUUUGUGUGCAUGAUCGGUCCGUGAAGAGGAAUAAACUUUUUAUUUGUUUUUUUUUUGUUAUACUUUGAGAUACGUAUAUAAAUAUAUAUAUAUAUAUAUAUAUAUAUAUAUAUAUAUAUAUAUAUAAAAUCCGUCGGCAAAAAAUUGCUCGACAAAUUCGGUGUUUACUUUUCAAUAAUAUUUAGAACGUUCGAGAGCUCAGCGAAGAUCGGUUCGUCCUUCUGAUUUAUUUUGCUGUAGACAUUUAUCUCUCUUGUGUACGUUUAACGUGUACGUGUAGUUCUUGAUUAUUAAAUUACGUUGUACGCUC